AUGACAGUUAUUCAAAGGACUAGUUCGGCAAAAGUGGACAAAAUGGAUGGUGCUUCGAAAGAAGACAGUGGAAAAUCAGCGCGACCAGUGAGGAACAGGAGAUACACGAGGAGAUGCUUAGUGGCCGGCCAGCGUCCUCAGAAGAGGCUGUUCACUCCAGAAAUAAAACGCUAUCUCAAAGAUUGGCUCGUCCGACGAAGAGACAAUCCUUACCCGAACCGCGAAGAAAAAAAACAAUUAUCGAGAGAGACGGGAUUAACGUACAUACAAAUCUGCAACUGGUUCGCUAACUGGAGAAGAAAAUUAAAGAACGUGAAUGCUGAUCGCAAUCAACUCACGUGGGGUCAUUUAAUACGUACAUACAACGACCGCGCCCAGGGCAACGUGGAGCAAUUCAGCAUCUGCUCAGACGACAGCAUAUGGAGCGAGCCAGAACAAUCCAGUUCAAACAACGAACAAGAUUACGACACGAGGUUCGAAAACAGCCCGGACUCGAACACUUCAUAUAAACAAGACACAGAAGAAACAUCACCACCCUGCCAGAAAUACGAAAGCUUCAACAAUAAUUCCAACGAGAUAGAAAGAUGCGAUGAUAAUAACUGCGAUAAGGUCAUCACUAGUCCAGUACUUCUAAGCAAAUGGCUGGAAAGCGCAGCUCGAUUCCAACCAAGCGAAACUAAUUAUUCGUGGUGGGCGGAUGGAAGAAGACGAAAACAAGAACAAAAAGUACAAAGAAUAGUUCUGAAUACAAUAAAACAUGACAGGGAUGAGGUCGAAGCGGCGAUGGCACUUACGACAUUGGCAUCAGCUAAUUGUCUUACCGCUCCGUAA
Molecule: messenger RNA, 831 nt
Organism: Danaus chrysippus (African queen)
Lineage: Eukaryota; Metazoa; Arthropoda; Insecta; Lepidoptera; Nymphalidae
Source: the annotation of a GenBank genome assembly